AUGGAAGAAUCUAAAACUGUAGCUGCCACAUUAACAAAGUUUCCACCAUGUUGUUUGAGGAUAUUUAGGGAUAAAUACAUACUAGUGGGGACGUAUGAAUUAGAUAAACCUACUGGUAAUAGAACUGGCACAGUGGAUGUGUACGACGACGAGUUGGUAUUAGUCAAUUCUUAUCCAUGCUAUGGUGCUGUACUGGAUCUGAAAUUAUCACCAUUUGAUGCGACUUUGGUAAUCUCGGCCCAUUCUACUGGUAAUGUCAUGUUGUGGAAGGUAGAGUGUGAAUCUCGACUUGAAUUGAAAUUGAUAAAGAACAUCCAAGUCUUUGAGAUAGAGACAUUGAUCACUUCGUUGCAUUUUUCACCCUUGAAAGCCAGCACUGUCUUAUUAACUGCAACUUCAGGGGAAGCAGUGACAAUUAAUAUCGAGACAGGAGAUGUUACAUUUUCGUCCAACGCUGUGGAAGCAUAUUACUCAAAAGUAGAAACUAAGGCACUGAACGUUCAAGGUAUAUCCGAAUCCAUUGUCGAGCAAGAUUCUGAACCAUUCUCUACUAAACAUUCAUUAGAGUGUUGGACAGGCGAGUUUGGUGCAUUACAACCUUUGGCAGACACCGUAUUCACUGGAGGUGACGAUGCCACAAUAAUGGGUCAUGAUUUAAGAAGUCACGAUGUCAUUUGGACAAAUAAUAGAAUACACGAAGCUGGUGUAGUUGGAAUUAAAUGCAGCACCCAAACGUUCCGGACCUCGAAACCAACUUCGAUCGUUACGGGAUCAUACGAUGACCAAAUCAGAUCAUUUGAUUUCAGAAUGUUGGGAGCAGACUCAAUAUACCCCGGCCAAAACAUCCCGGUACUCAACUCACAGCAGUUAAACUUAGGAGGCGGUGUGUGGAGAUUCAGCGAAGCACCAAUUAAUUUACAAUACGAGAAGGAUACGCUAUUAGUCUGUUGCAUGUAUAAUGGAACCAAGAUUGUCACUAUAAAUGACUUGGAGACCUCUAAUGCAGAUGAACAAUUCCAAGAGAUACAUUAUUUAAAGAAUGGACACGAUUCAAUGUGUUACGGUGGUGACUGGUCUUCCCGUUUCAUAGCCACAUGUUCAUUUUACGACAAGUCUUUACAGAAAUGGAACCCUUGA
Messenger RNA from Tetrapisispora phaffii CBS 4417, 1137 nucleotides. It is a transcript of the gene RRT2, whose product is annotated as diphthamide synthase. Gene Ontology annotation, molecular function: protein binding. The record is from RefSeq and is a predicted model, not a curated record. The coding region runs from base 1 to 1137 and encodes 378 amino acids. The transcript has a single exon. Lineage: Eukaryota; Fungi; Ascomycota; Saccharomycetes; Saccharomycetales; Saccharomycetaceae.